Molecule: messenger RNA, 3734 nt
Organism: Mustela erminea (ermine)
Lineage: Eukaryota; Metazoa; Chordata; Mammalia; Carnivora; Mustelidae
Gene: TNFRSF18
Product: TNF receptor superfamily member 18
Exons: 5
Coding region: 1010-1822 (270 amino acids)
Biological process (GO): negative regulation of apoptotic process; positive regulation of cell adhesion
Cellular component (GO): external side of plasma membrane; plasma membrane
Molecular function (GO): tumor necrosis factor receptor activity
Source: RefSeq, a predicted model, not a curated record
UGUGUGUGUGUGUGUGCAUGUGUGAGGGUGUGUGAGGGUGUGUGUGUGUGUGACCUGGAGCCUGGUCAGACCUUGUUGGCCAAGUGGGGGUGUGUGUCCUGAUCCCCAGAAAGUAAGGGGAGCAUUGUCCCCAUCCCUGGAAAUGGGGGGCCUCUUGGUGUGGGGUAGGACCAUGAUGUUCUGGGGUCUGUAGGGUUCGCAGAGGACAGGUAGUUGGAGAUCUUUAAAAGCCCUUGGGGCUCUCCUGAGGAAGUUGGGGCAGGGGUAGGGGACACAGCCAGACACGGAGGGGACACAGCGAGGGAAGCGUCCCCAGCCAGACUGUCCUCCCGGGGGUCCCUGCACCAGCACACCCGUGGCCACUACCCACCGCAGGGCGCCGUCUGCACUUAGCACCUGCAGCUCCCGGGGCCCUCCCUUCAACCUGAUGGGCUGCAGGUUUAGAACAGAAAACAUUUCUGACCUGCUCCCUUCCAGUCCAGCCCGACGAGGCCGCCGGUGCAAGCUAUGUUCAGGGUCUACCCCCCCACACACAUUUGGGGGCAUAUUCAGCUUCCGGGUAGGAAUUCCUGGACCAGAGGGCAGGGACAUGUAGGAACCCCCAGGUGACCACCCCUGCGCGGGCCGCACACAGUCUCCUGGGGGCCCCCACCCCCUGUGGUUGUGCGCUGCCGCCGGCAGAGACCGGCGGGCUCCCCUGACUUAGAAAACGAUCCUUCUACUGAGAGCAGCUCUGGGUUCCCAUCCAGCCUGAGGGGCAGCCGCCGAGAUUUCCCGCGUGCCCCUGCCCCCGUCCCCCUGCCGCCUGGCCCUUUGUUCCAGCGGCCGCGGGGCUCCGACGGGCUCCAGGGCCCGGGUCUACUGAGGGUCCCACACGGCUGUGCCUUCUGCGGUUUGGACAAAGCUCCAGCCACACGUCACCGCUGCGGUCACACGGAGCCGUCGCUGCGACCCCCGGUGCUCCGCCCGCCCGUUGAAUCGGGGGUUGCGGGGGGUCACGGGGGGUCGGAUGCGAACCGUUUCUCCCCGCUCCCGGCAUCUGGGCCUGGGGGCGGGGUCUGGGCGUGCCCAGAUGGGGGCGGGGCGGGCCCCAUCCCCUAAAGUCUCCCGGCUCCGUCUCGCCAUGGGUGCCAUGGAGGCGAGGGGCGCGCGCGCGGCCCUGUGCGGCGUCACGCUGCUCUGCGCCCUGGGCCUGGGCCAGCGCCCCGCCGGGGGUCUGAGCUGCGGCCCCGAGCGCCUACUGCGUGGAACCGGGACGGACGCGCGCUGCUGUCGCCGGUGCGCCCAGGCGGAGCCCUGCUCUGAGGCGGACUGCACGUGUGUGGAGCCCGGGUUCCACUGCGGGGACCCCCAGUGCACCAGCUGCAAGCAUCACGCCUGCCCGCCGGGCCAGGAGGUGCGGCCCCAUGGGAACUUCGAUUUCGGCUUUGAGUGUGUCGAUUGUGCCACAGGGACCUUCUCUGGAGGCCAGGAGGGUCGCUGCAGACCCUGGUCAGACUGUUCCCAGUUUGGGCACCCCCCCGUGUUUCCCGGGAACAAGACACACAAUGCCGUGUGUAGCCUGGGGCUGCCGCCCGCCGAGACGCACCACACGCUGGCCAUCGCCCUCCUCUCCGUGACCGCCUGCGUCCUGGUCCUGAGUGCGGCCCAGCUGGGCUUGCACGUCUGGCAGCUGAGACGGCAGCGCGUGUGGCCCCCAGAGACCCAGCUGCUCCUGGAGGCACCGCCGCCCGCCGAGGACGCCUGCAGCUGCCAGCUCCCUGAGGAGGAGCGGGGGGAGCCGCUGCCCGAGGACAAGGGCCUGAGGCACCUGUGGGUGUGAGGCUGGCUGUCCUCCGAAGGCCGACCCGGAGUCGGACCCUCCUAGGACACGUCCCAGGGCUGGCCCGUGGGAACAAGGGCUCUGCACUCCACUGUGGGGCCCCAGCUCUGGGCCCGGCCCUGCUCCCCUCGAUGGUGGAAGUGGGUGGGGGGUGGUGUCAGUGACCAGUCCCCCAGACCAUGCAGAAGAGGCAGCAGCUGUGGCCAGACCCCAUGGGGCGUACAGCCGCAGCCGUGGCUGCUUCCCUCCCUUGCUGGCCCUGUUGGGGUUGUGAUGUCUGUGGGCCCCUGGCUUCCAGGACAGGAGGCUGGGCCCGGUGCAGGACUGGGCUGCAGGCAGUGCUCAAUAAACACUUGUCCAGCGACUUGAGUGGCCGUGUUCUGGGGUGGGCAGCGCAGGGAGACAAGGCCCCUACCAGUACCCCCCCCCACCCCGGCCGGCUCCUUCCAGCCGAGGCGGGGCCGGGGGUGGGGCAGAAGUCAGGGCCAUUCUAGUCCGGGCCCAAGCGCUCAGCAGGGACCCUGGAAGGCUUCCUGGAGGAAGGCAACAUGAUGGACACGUGUCCUGUGUGCCUUUUUGCUGCCCUGUCCAAACCCCCCUCCCUGGCAGUCUGCCUGGCGUCUGGGACAGUUGGAUUCUGUGCUCUGUGCUGGUCACACAGUCUGCUGGCUCCUGGGAGGGGUCUGUCCCUGUGUCAUUCUGGCCCCAAGUCCAGGACGAGGCCAGUUUCUCCAGGCAAGUCUUCCUGGUCAGGAGGGCAGCCUCUGCGGUCCCUGCCUUUGGCCCCCACCCUCUAGGCCAGACCUGCUGCUCGCCCCCACCACCUCCCGAGUCGCUCUAGGCUCCUGCCCAUCGCAGCUGAGCCGUGUCCUCCAGCCUCCGCGCGGACCUGGCACCUGCAGCUUGAUAAGGGCUUCUUGGCACUGCUGUCCAGGGUGUGGAAGGCCGGUGGGGGCUGGUCUUGACAGCAGGCCUGUCAGGCACCAGCACGUGCCCACGGUCCCAGAGCUGCAGCGCCCCCACACCCCCCUUCCUGCCUGCCUGCCUGCCUCCCAGGAGGGCCCCCUGACUCACUGGCCCUCAGCCCCACUCAGUCCCGGUGGGCCGCAAGGAGGCGGUGGAGAGAGCUGCGUGUCUUAUGCCCAGGCUCGCGACCCCCACCCCUCCCCACCUCGGCACAGUGUGGCCUCUCCACCCCUGGAAGGAGGGGUGCUGACGGUGCCUUCCUGAAUUCACUCACAUGGGAAACCUUCUCUCCGCGCCCGCUGGCUCCCAGGCUCCCGGCACGCCCACAGAGCCCACGUUCCAGGUGAGGGUCCGGGCGAAUUAGCUAAUAAAUGAGAAAGCGCAGGUCGACUGGCCGGGUGUCAGGGGACCGUGGGAGACACCAUGCUGUGUUCCGGGGGCCCCAGCAGACUGCUCUGGGACCUGCUGGUCACGCCCCUGGCCCCUCUUCUGUCUCCAGGCUAGGUCUCCGCCUGCCAACCCCUGUCCCCCCUGCUUUAGGGGGCCAGCUCUCCUCUGGGCUUCUCUUGUCACCUGGGUCACUUGAUGGUCCCACCCCCACCGGUGGGGCACAUGGAUCCUCAGGGCUUCCUGGACCCUCCACAGGGGCUCCCCAGUCCUAGCUCAGCGGUCCCGGUGGUGGUGGGGGCUGGGGGUGGGGGCUGGUGUGGGGAGAGUCGGGUCGUCUGCAGUCACAGAUCUUCCUCAGACGACACUCCGGCCUGUACACACCCAGGUCCUGCGAGACCUAUCUGCCGGCUGACUCAGCGUGGAAACUCCCCAUGGGGGGGUCCCGUGUGGGACGACAGCACCCCACCGUCAGCACGGGGGCGGCACCAGGCAGGCUGGGAGAUUCCAAGGCCCAGGUGGAGAACGGGGCCGAGGCUGGACGCGGCCAGCGGCCAGA